UAUCAUUUCAUUAAAAUAAAAAAAAAUUAAGAUUAAAAAUUUACUAUAUUAAGAGCAGCGCUCUAAUAAUUCUUUUUAAACAAACAAAAAAUAAUCAUGAAGUUAGCAUUAAUUACCUCAAUUUUAUUGUCACUUGCCAUUAUAUCUCAGGCAGUUCCUUUGGAUAUUUCCAAAAGAGAUGGACAUAAACAAAUUCAAUCAAAUGAUGAUGAAAUGCUUAGCAAAGUCAAACAGUCAAUGGAUAGUCAAGGUCUAAAAAUUGCGGCGGUGAAGGUAAAAAAGGUGGAGGAGGUGGAUGUGUUAGCGGUGCAGGUGGGUGGUAAGAAAAAGGGUCAUAAAGGUGGAAAAGAUAAUGAAGACUAUGAAAAUUAUGAAGGGUAUGAAAAUUAUUAUGAUGGAAAGGAUGGAGAGUAUGAUGAUGGAAAGAAUGGAGGAUAUGAUGAUGGAAAGAAUGGAGGAUAUGAUGAUGGAAAGAAUGGAGGAUACGAUGAUGGAAAGGAUGAUGGAAAAAAUGGAGGAUAUGAUGAUGGAAAAAAUGGAGGAUAUGAUGAUGGAAAGAAUGGAGGAUAUGAUGAUGGAAAGAAUGGAGGAUAUGAUGAUGGAAAGGAUGGAGGGUAUGGUGAUGGAAAGGAUGGAGGGUAUGAUGAUGGAAAGAAAAAGGACGAUGGAAAGUAUUAAUAAAGAA
Rhizophagus irregularis DAOM 181602=DAOM 197198 is the source of this 685-nucleotide messenger RNA. RefSeq lists its product as uncharacterized. NCBI's taxonomy places the organism in Eukaryota, Fungi, Glomeromycota, Glomeromycetes, Glomerales, Glomeraceae. The record is from RefSeq and is a predicted model, not a curated record.